AUGUACCGCGUCGAAGUCCUCCCGAACGCCUCCAAGUCUAACGCCACGCCGGGCUGGACCUACGUCCCCGAUAAAGGCUUCGACCCAGCAAAAGCCGCAAUCGCACCGACCACCGGCCGGAAACGCGGAAUUCGGGACCCAGCGCGAACAGACGUGUCUUCGCGCCAGGCAAAUGCGAUUGUACGCCACUUGGCGGAGCUUGAUCGGGAGAAUCAUAGGGACGUUGCGAUUGCGAUUCCAGCGCGGAAGGAUUCGCAGCCGAGGGAGAGUGCGACAAGAGGAACAAGAACGAAAGUAACGUCGAACGUCCGUCGCAUCCUGCAGUCGCAGAAGACGUUUCGAAAUUAUCUUGAUGAUGAGGAGGCUGCGUUGGCUCAGGCUUCGUCCUCGGCGGGGACGUCGUCUAUAGCUGCGCAGCGUCUGCCUAGUAAUAGAAUCACGAAACCGUCUUCUUCGUUGUCACGCCGGAGCGCAACACCAGCUACCCCAACGCCAAAACCAGAUCCGCGUGCAGAGAAAGACACCUCCUCGGCCCAAAACCUAUCCGAUACGGCCAACAUACAGACCGCCGACUCCCAACCUCAAUCUAACCUACAAGAAGAACAAAAACCUGAUCCAAACGCCCUCAUCAAAUCCCAGUACGAUAACGAUCCCCUACUGAAAUCAUAUAUUCCAUCCGCCCCCUCGGAACGCAUCAUGCGCGCUCUCCUCGCGGAACCUCCACUCUCGUAUAAUGCAUCACGCGCGGGUCCGCCCUUAACGGGAAAGGCGCCCCGAAAGUUCUGCUGUAUAUGCGGGUAUUGGGGGAAGAUUCGGUGUCGAAAUUGUCACCAGCGAACUUGUGGGAUCGAGUGUUAUAAGACGCACGAGGAUUCAAGGUGCGGAGCUUUCUUCUAA
Molecule: messenger RNA, 897 nt
Organism: Aspergillus nidulans FGSC A4
Lineage: Eukaryota; Fungi; Ascomycota; Eurotiomycetes; Eurotiales; Aspergillaceae
Product: putative HIT finger domain protein
Exons: 2
Coding region: 1-897 (298 amino acids)
Biological process (GO): chromatin remodeling
Cellular component (GO): nucleus
Molecular function (GO): zinc ion binding
Source: RefSeq, a predicted model, not a curated record